CAAAUGCAGUUGCUUUAAAUAUGACGAUAUUACACCUAUCACGCGUGUACCUUAAUAUCCGGAUAUAUAUUCACACCAGAAUAUAAUUUAAUGCGGUUCUCGCUAUCUGAAAGUCAGUAAAGUUGGGCCACAUGGCAACAGUGUCCCCUUUCUAAUACUUAUGGUUGUGUCCGUAGGCAGCCAAAUAUUUGACAAACUAACAAUCGGCGUCGAGUUAGCUUAGUGUAGAAACUAAUCACUUACAUAGAAUAAAAACGUACGCCCUUCUACUUUAGCUCGGUCUCCUGUGCCCCCGAUACGUACAUUUAAGCGUGAGCAGGAUGUCAACUCCGGCGAGACGACGUUUAAUGAGAGAUUUUAAACGGCUGCAAGAAGAUCCUCCAGCUGGAGUCAGUGGGGCCCCCUCAGAAAACAAUAUAAUGGUGUGGAAUGCUGUCAUUUUUGGGCCAGAGGGAACUCCUUUUGAAGAUGGAACAUUCAAACUUACCAUAGAGUUCACAGAGGAAUAUCCAAAUAAGCCUCCAACAGUGAGAUUUGUCUCUAAAAUGUUUCAUCCUAAUGUAUAUGCCGAUGGCAGCAUAUGCUUAGAUAUACUUCAGAAUCGUUGGAGUCCCACUUAUGAUGUGUCUUCAAUAUUAACGUCAAUACAGUCUUUACUCGAUGAGCCCAACCCAAACAGUCCAGCCAACAGCCAGGCGGCGCAGCUGUACCAGGAGAACAAGCGAGAGUACGAGAAGAGAGUUUCUGCUAUUGUUGAACAGAGCUGGCGCGAUUGUUGACCCUCGUCACUGUCAUCAUUAUCGUGGUCCCCGCCACGAACAGUGUGUCCGGGUCAUCAACUCAUCUCACUCACAGUAUACGCUUUGUCCCCCUUCCAAAAAAAAAAAAAAAAAGUCGGUUGCCAAGUUUAUACGCUGUCGUGUUUGUGGCGUUCACUUCUGCCGAAUGCCAUCAUCAGGUUAAAGGUGUUUAAAAAAAGUUAAUGUAUCUUGUUAUAUCUGGGUUACUUGUCUCUUUUUUGUGCAAAGUGGCUGCUAACUAUGUGCUUGCUGUAAAACCACCUACUGUUCUUAUUUCCACAAAAAAUAUGUAUUUAUGGAUAUUUCUUUUUGUUUCAGCGUGCUUUGUUUUGCCUUUUAAAGCCUUUCAAGUGGGACUGAUAUUUUUCAUUGAAGCAUUAGAAUUAACCUGAAAUGGACAUUGAUUCAUCCCUCUUACAAACUGCCUUCUGGAUUUCAGAUGUUAUGUUUUAAGUACAAGACAUGAAUGCCCCAUUUGGGCACUUGGUUUCAUUAACAAAAUACAGUACUGACAUUUAAAGACUAGAUUUCUAAUCUACUUCACAAUCAUACAUAAAUCAGUGGUCAGAGUGGAGUGAUCAUACAGGAUGAUUUGUCUAGGUAAAGUUCACUGGUAACCCAUGUAACAAAAUGUACAUUUUCUUGUAAAUAAAAAGAUAUACAUUA
Hippocampus zosterae (dwarf seahorse) is the source of this 1466-nucleotide messenger RNA. It is a transcript of the gene ube2a, whose product is annotated as ubiquitin-conjugating enzyme E2A (RAD6 homolog). Gene Ontology annotation, molecular function: ubiquitin conjugating enzyme activity. Lineage: Eukaryota; Metazoa; Chordata; Actinopteri; Syngnathiformes; Syngnathidae. The coding region runs from base 321 to 779 and encodes 152 amino acids. The transcript is spliced from 6 exons. Gene Ontology annotation, biological process: protein polyubiquitination; DNA repair; proteasome-mediated ubiquitin-dependent protein catabolic process. Gene Ontology annotation, cellular component: HULC complex. The record is from RefSeq and is a predicted model, not a curated record.